Micropterus dolomieu (smallmouth bass) is the source of this 996-nucleotide messenger RNA. Its product is annotated as free fatty acid receptor 3. Gene Ontology annotation, biological process: positive regulation of cytosolic calcium ion concentration; response to fatty acid; positive regulation of insulin secretion. The record is from RefSeq and is a predicted model, not a curated record. Lineage: Eukaryota; Metazoa; Chordata; Actinopteri; Centrarchiformes; Centrarchidae. Gene Ontology annotation, cellular component: plasma membrane. The transcript has a single exon. Gene Ontology annotation, molecular function: bioactive lipid receptor activity. The coding region runs from base 1 to 996 and encodes 331 amino acids.
AUGCUGUACAAGGUUUUCAUCGCUCUCUCUGUCUACAUCUUCACCUUCCUGCUGGGUCUUCCUGCCAACUUGCUGGUCCUGUUUGUGUAUGUGCGCAAGGCCCGCAAACGUGGCGCCACACCCAACGUGGUCUACGCCCUCAACUUGUGCCUGGCCAACUUGGCACUUGUGGCUUGGCUGCCUGUCAAAGCUCUGGAGACUUUGUUUCAGGAGUGGAGGCUGCCAGCACCCGUCUGCCCCGUCUACAGCUUCUUCCUCUUCUCCUCACUGUAUGGCAGCUGCCUGUUCAUCACCGCUGUGACAGUGGGGCGCUACCUCAGCAUCGCAUUUCCAAUUAUCUACAAGAGAUACCGCCGGGCUCGAAUCUCUUGCUUCAUCAGUGCUGCAUUGUGGGCCUUUGUGUUCCUUCAUCUCAGUUUUGGCCUAGUGGCUGAGGGAGGGGCUAACUUUGUCUUCAUUAAGGAUGACACCUCAGCCUGCUACGACCACUUCAAUGCCUCCCAGUUGGCUUUUCUGCUGCCUCUGCGCCUGGAGAUGGCCAUCGUCUUGUUUCUAUUGCCUCUUAUUGUGACGUCUUUUUGCACGCUGCGCUGCGUUACCCUGGUGUGGCGCUCAAAUUUGCGCCCUAUGGGGAAGAGAAGAGCCCUGACUGUUGCACUGUCCACACUGGCUGUGUUUGUGGUGUGCUAUGCACCCUACAACGCCUCGCACAUAGUGGGGUUUGUGUUGAACAAAAAUAUUGAAUGGAGGACAUAUGCUAUGCUGACGAGCUCCUGUAAUGUUUUCCUGGAGCCUGCGGUCAUGCUGAUGCUGUCUCCAGCAGUGUCAAGGGGAAUCAUGGGAAGAAUCUGUGGACGGCAAAGCAUAUUCAGCCAUAUUGAGGAGUGUCAACAACGUUUUCAUAGCACUAAGGGUGUUGCAAAUGUCAGGGCGCCACCUACACAUUCUGACAGGAGCCAGGCAGGGGCCGAGGUGACUAAAAUAAGUCAGGAGUGA